UGAAUAUUCAGAGCCACCGUAUGAGUUUACAAACCGGCACUUUGUGAUAAUAGUCGUGUGUGUAAAUACAAACAGAAGCUAUUUGGUACGCAAAUCAUAAGUCCCAUCGAACAACUAAAACAAUAAGCACAAAAAUAGACAUGUCUGAUAAAGGAGAAGUCGAUCUAACUGGGGCUAAGCAGAAUACUGGUGUCUGGCUUGUUAAGGUCCCCAAGUAUCUGUCACAGCAAUGGAACAAAGCAACGGGAAGAGGCGAAGUCGGUAAACUCAGAAUUGGAAAGAAUCAAGGAAAAGCAGAGGUUUCCUUCACUUUGAACGAGGAUUUAACCACCAUCGAUACCAUCGGGGAGAAGGUGACGACUGUCCGUGCCCCUCGGGAACACCCGUUCACCAUGCAGACCGUGGGGGGCCAAACCCUGGCUGUGUUUACCGAGUCCUCCUCAGGCCAGUCAGAAGAGAAAUCUGACAGCGGAGUUCCAGACAAAAUCGCCCUGGAGGGAGUGGUGGUACAGAGAGCUGAAUGCAGACCUGCCGUCAGUGAAAACUACAUGAAAUUAAAAAAGCUCCAGAUAGAGGAGUCGUCCAAACCCGUGCGCCUCUCCCAGCAGCUUGACAAAGCCGUCACCACCAACUACAAACCUGUGUCCAAUCACAUCUACAAUGUGGAGUACGAUAAGAAGAAGAAAGAGGAAGGCAAGCGGGCGCGAGCAGAUAAACAGCAGGUUCUGGACAUGCUUUUCUCUGCCUUCGAAAAACAUCAGUAUUACAACAUCAAGGACCUGGUGGACAUUACCAAGCAGCCGGUGACUUACCUGAAGGAAAUACUGCGGGACAUUGGCAUCUACAAUGUGAAAGGCACACACAAAAACACAUGGGAACUCAAGCCGGAGUAUAGGCAUUACCAAGUGGAGGAGAAGAGUGACUAGCCAGGCACUGUGCGUUUGCCUACAUUGCACUGCCCCUGUUCAGUGCCAUGCUAGUGGCUCACUUUCAUAAUGAAGUAGCACUGACUGCGGUCAUUGGAUCUUUUUCUUUUUUUUUUUACUUCCAAUUUUAAUGAGCUCAUUCCGUGGCCAGAGACUGUGAGUGUGAAGGCAGUGCUUUCACUCCUCCAAACACUUUCCAGAAAUGUCAUAGGGAAGGGGAUCGCUGUUGGUCAUUAUCAUUACAGUUAUCAUUUUUUUAAAAUCAUGUAAGGCGCAUAACCUUAACCAUGGUCAGCUCUAUAGGUGGUUAGUGCCUGUAAAUUAUAAAAGGAAGACUUGUGUGAAUCUGCCGUUUAUAUAGUGUAUUUAUGUGCAAGAGUGCAUUAUAAGAAAAGAUAAUUUGUCAUAUCAGGUUUUUUUUUUUUGUAUGGCCCUUUACGGAAACUACCCUUGUAAAGUAACUUGUCCAAUAAAUGUUGAUGUUAUUUGGA
This is a messenger RNA of Conger conger (European conger), 1417 nucleotides long. RefSeq names its product general transcription factor IIF subunit 2. Gene Ontology annotation, biological process: transcription initiation at RNA polymerase II promoter; transcription by RNA polymerase II. Gene Ontology annotation, cellular component: transcription factor TFIIF complex. Lineage: Eukaryota; Metazoa; Chordata; Actinopteri; Anguilliformes; Congridae. The coding region runs from base 141 to 926 and encodes 261 amino acids. The transcript has 9 exons. The record is from RefSeq and is a predicted model, not a curated record.